Symbiodinium sp. CCMP2592 is the source of this 741-nucleotide messenger RNA. NCBI's taxonomy places the organism in Eukaryota, Dinophyceae, Suessiales, Symbiodiniaceae. The record is from the annotation of a GenBank genome assembly.
AUGUCGCCACAGGCUCUGUCGCCACAGAGCACCGGCACAAUGAAGAAGAGUUUCAGCAGUGGCACAUUGCAGAAGUCUGGACAGGCUACGAUCACAAGCCCGAUGGCAGCGGACAUAGAGAUGCCGAAACUUCCAAAGUAUCUCAAUGUUACCAACCUGACGAAAUUUAGGAAGCUGCCGAGCAGCACAGGCAACCUUCAUGGUUGGCUGGCAGAGGACUACAGUCAGAUCAACUGGCCACUGCCGAAGAUGUUCGGCAAGGAGAAGUAUGGAUACAGUAUGAUCGAUAUAGACGAUCCUCGGUAUAUCAAGGAGUGCGCCUUGAUGUCUCAAAAGCUCAUACGGUUGCACUAUGAUCAGCAGAUCAUUGACUACACGUGGAGAAACACGUAUAAAGCCCUACUGACCGCAGAGCACCGCCAGGCGACUUUGCCGAACAACUGUGCUCAGAAAACAAGGGACUUGAUGAAAAAGGAGGUGGAUUCUUGCAUGAAACAGUUGCUGGAACUACAACAGCAGAAGGACAUGUACGAGCAGCAGAUCAAAGAAAUCUACGAUAGAUGCGAUGCUAUCAAGGCAACCAUCAAGAAGGAGAACGACUUGGAAGAUCUCCGGUUAACGAUGGAGAAGCAGACCAAGGAGAAGAUCUCCAGUGACUCGCCUUUUUGGAAGGCCAAGUUCAAUAUCCGCUCUGUGAAUGCGCCGCCGAGGGGUUCUGGCGCUGGAUCAAUCGACUACUAG